AUGUGUUCAAACAUGUUCACAUAUACUUUUUAUGGUGUAGGAUACGAGUACAAACGAGCAGAGUUGUCACCCGAUGCUGCGGUAGUAGUGGCCUUCUUCGUGUGCUGGGCUCCAUUUCACUUCCAACGCCUGUUCUUCAUAUACGGCACCUCAUCUCCGCACUACCACAUCAUCAAUGAAUACCUGUUCCACGUUGCUGGAGCGUUCUACUACAUCUCUGCUACUGUAAAUCCAAUUCUGUAUAACGUCAUGAGUCACAGGUACAGGAUUGCGUUCACAGAAACUCUAUGCUGCGGUAAAGUGAAAUUGAAGAAGAGUAGAUACCGUGAGCAUUCUAGCGUGAGGGAAACCACUGUGAAUCAGACGUCAGAUGGGGGCCACCUGGUCAGGGUUCGUUCCGAGAUACAGGCAAGGAGAAACAGGAUCGAUAGCAGAUCUAGAAGACGCAGUUACUACGGGACAGAGACCACCAGUCUCUGCAAUGAUAAGUGGAUGCAAGAAACGCCGAGGAAAGUGAACAGUAUUUUGAUCAACGGUAAGACCACCCUAUGUAACAAUAAUGAAGCCAACCAACUAAUCUACAGCAAUUUUAAACUAGGUAAUGAUGACGUCACUUAG
Molecule: messenger RNA, 618 nt
Organism: Arctia plantaginis
Lineage: Eukaryota; Metazoa; Arthropoda; Insecta; Lepidoptera; Erebidae
Source: the annotation of a GenBank genome assembly